This is a messenger RNA of Cervus elaphus (red deer), 2905 nucleotides long. It is a transcript of the gene KCNJ4, whose product is annotated as potassium inwardly rectifying channel subfamily J member 4. Gene Ontology annotation, molecular function: inward rectifier potassium channel activity. Gene Ontology annotation, cellular component: plasma membrane. The transcript has 3 exons. Gene Ontology annotation, biological process: regulation of monoatomic ion transmembrane transport; potassium ion import across plasma membrane. NCBI's taxonomy places the organism in Eukaryota, Metazoa, Chordata, Mammalia, Artiodactyla, Cervidae. The record is from RefSeq and is a predicted model, not a curated record. Bases 823 to 2157 code for a protein of 444 amino acids.
AGAGACCCCGAGCGAGACAGAGAGAGAGGGAGAGACCGGGCAGGGGUGGAGGACGGCAGGGAGCAGACUGGGAGGGCGACGGAGACGAAGACCGGGACCCGCGGGGAGAGAGACCCAGGGGGCGGCAGAGAUCUGGAGAAACAGCCCAGCGCGCGGCGGGGAGGUGGCGGCGGAUCCCAGGUCGGCCGGCCGCGGGGGUCUAGGGGCCGGAGGCGAGCGCCGCGGGGCCGGGAUCGGAGCGCAAGGCGGGGGACUGCGCGGAGGGGACAUCGAGAGAACGGUGGGGGCGGCGAAGGGAAGGCGCCCGAGGCGGGGGCGGGGGGGGCGCGCCAGCGCCAUGGGUCCCCGGACCCCCGCGCUCUGAGCCCCGGCCCUGGGGCCCGACGAUGCUGAAGCCGAGGCGGCGCCGAGGGUGCGGCACAGGGCAGCGCUGAAAAGUUGGGCGGCCCGCGGGGAGCGGCGCGGGACGGCCCGGAGACCGGGAGACCCGGGGACCGACGGCCAGACCCACAGACAGCCGGGGAGGGGGGGCGGGGCCGGCCCGCCGAGUUCGCGGGGAGGGGGCGCCGGGACUCCCCUCUCCCCGCCCGGGACGCCGCCCGCCGGAUCGCGCCUGGGAUGUAGAGCCGGCUCGCCGCCUCCCGGAGACUCGUCGGACCCUGCGCCCCGCGGCGCUGGUUCUUUUUGUGGUGCUCACGGAGGCAUUGGCGAUGAUGAGACAAAGCGAAAAGGGACGUAUUUAGUGAAGGAAGACCUCCCUGAAAGCCAUUUAUAGCCAAGAAGGCCCUGCGUCUUCCCAGGUGACCACGCCGGCUUCAGGACAUGCACGGGCACAGCCGAAACGGGCAGGCCCACGUGCCCCGGCGGAAGCGCCGCAACCGCUUCGUCAAGAAGAACGGCCAAUGCAAUGUCUACUUCGCCAACCUGAGCAACAAGUCGCAGCGCUACAUGGCGGACAUCUUCACCACCUGCGUGGACACACGCUGGCGCUACAUGCUCAUGAUCUUCUCUGCGGCCUUCCUCGUCUCCUGGCUUUUUUUCGGCCUCCUCUUCUGGUGCAUCGCCUUCUUCCAUGGUGACCUGGAGGCCGGCCCGGCAGGGGCCGCGGCGGGGGCCCCGGCGGGAGGCGGUGGGGCGGCACCGGUGGCCCCCAAGCCCUGCAUCAUGCACGUGAACGGCUUCCUGGGCGCCUUCCUCUUCUCGGUGGAGACGCAGACGACCAUCGGCUACGGGUUCCGGUGCGUGACGGAGGAGUGCCCGCUGGCGGUCAUUGCCGUGGUGGUCCAAUCCAUCGUGGGCUGCGUCAUCGACUCCUUCAUGAUUGGCACCAUCAUGGCCAAGAUGGCCCGGCCCAAGAAGCGGGCGCAGACGUUGCUGUUCAGUCACCAUGCCGUCAUCUCGGUGCGCGACGGCAAGCUCUGCCUCAUGUGGCGCGUGGGCAACCUACGCAAGAGCCACAUCGUGGAGGCUCACGUGCGGGCCCAGCUCAUCAAGCCCUACAUGACCCAGGAGGGUGAGUACCUGCCGCUGGAUCAGCGGGACCUCAACGUGGGCUACGACAUCGGCCUGGACCGCAUCUUCCUGGUCUCGCCCAUCAUCAUUGUCCACGAGAUCGACGAGGACAGCCCGCUCUACGGCAUGGGCAAGGAGGAGCUGGAGUCGGAGGACUUCGAGAUCGUGGUCAUCCUGGAGGGUAUGGUGGAGGCCACGGCCAUGACCACCCAGGCCCGCAGCUCCUACCUGGCCAGCGAGAUCCUGUGGGGCCACCGCUUCGAGCCCGUGGUCUUUGAGGAGAAGAGCCACUACAAGGUGGACUACUCGCGCUUCCACAAGACCUACGAGGUGGCCGGUACACCCUGCUGCUCCGCCCGGGAGCUGCAGGAGAGCAAGAUCACCGUGCUGCCCGCCCCGCCGCCCCCGCCCAGUGCCUUCUGCUACGAGAACGAGCUGGCCCUCAUGAGCCAGGAGGAAGAGGAGAUGGAGGAGGAGGCUGCGGCCGCUGCCGCCGUGGCCGCGGGCCUGGGCCUGGAGGCGGGCUCCAAGGAGGAGGCGGGCAUCAUCCGGAUGCUGGAGUUUGGCAGCCACCUGGAUCUGGAGCGCAUGCAAGCCACCCUCCCACUGGACAACAUCUCCUACCGCAGGGAGUCCGCCAUCUGACCUCUGAGCCCGCCCUCUCACUUCCCACAGGAGCCUCGCUGGGGGGUGGGCUGCCAGGACACCCCCUCCACACUCAGGACAGAACUCACCCUGGCUCCGGACCUUCUGGAGGGACGUGGGGGCUUCAAAGACUGGGAGAGCCCUUCCUACUGACUCCAGAACCCAGGCCUGGGACAGGGCCAGGACACCCUUGGUCCGGUCGGCCCGAUUCCCCAGCACCUACCCACUGGCGGGCUCAGGAACCUCAGAACCCCCCCCUUUCCCCACCAACCCUUCAAGGACAUUCCCCCUUUACUCUCAGAACCUUGGGGAAGGUGCCUGGACUGCUGGGGGGGUGGGCAUCUCGGGGUUCUGGGGUGGGCCAGUGGCUAGUUUGGGAGGGUGGGAGGGGGGUGCGUUUCUUCUGCAUGACUGUGGUCUGUUGCUCAUGACUUUCUUUUGUAAAUAUCUAUAAAUGGAAAGAUGGAGGCACUGAAUCCACCUUCUGCCAUGUGUACCCGCAGGACCAGGCGGUGCAGGCCCUCUCCGGGCACCCCGCCCCCUCCCCACCCAGCCGGCUGGUCCCUCGAGGCCCUUGGAGCCAGCUGUCUUGGCCCUUGGAUAGUGUUGGGUUUGGGUGCAGAAGUGGGACCCCAAGGAGCAGGAUAAGGGCCGUCCCUCCCUGCGGUCCCUCUGGGCCCAUCAGCCCAGCCCAGAUUGACAAUGGAGAUUGUAACUAUAUAUUUUUAAUAAAGUAUAUGGUCCGUUA